AUGUCGGCGGGUGCCCUUCCCGCGGCUCGCCUGGCGCUGGGCAAACCAGCCAGCGGCCCGCGCCCCGGGAGGGCUCAGGGGGCGGAGGCUCGGGGACGGCCCGCCCGGGUCCGCCUCCAGCCCUCCCGGGAGGGAGACCGGGGAGGAGUCCGGCAACAGGUGCCAAAAGGGGCCGCCUCCCCGAGUCCGGCCGGCGCCCCGCAGACAGCGCGCGUGCGCAGGAGGAGAGGCGAGCUCGGGCCCCGGCGCGGCCGCCGCCGUCUGACUCGCUGCGCCCGCGAGCUGCAGCGCGCGCAUGGUGCCGGUGCGGCUCGGGUGUUGAUCCGCCCGUCCCCUCCGCUCCCCUCCCCCUUCUCCUCCGGCCGGCAGAGCCAUGUCUCGGGGCGGCUCCUGCCCACACCUGUUGUGGGACGUGAGGAAAAGGUCUCUCGGGUUGGAGGACCCGUCCCGGCUGCGGAGCCGCUACCUGGGCUAAUACAAUCUAUCUGUUGGAAUGACACUGGAGAAUAUAUUUUAUCUGGCUCAGAUGACACCAAAUUAGCAAUUAGUAAUCCUUAUAGCAGAAAGAUCAUGACUGUUCCAAAUGACCCUUACACUUUUCUGUCUUGUGGUGAAGACGGGACUGUCCGGUGGUUUGAUACCCGUAUCAAGACCAGCUGCACCAAGGAAGACUGCAAAGAUGUAAGAAUUCAACUUUUGUACAGUAUGAUGCAGAAUAAACUAAGAUUAUAUUUGGAUUGUGAAUUAUUUCUUAGUGAUGAAAUUAUGAAUUAAUAUUUUAAAAUUUAUUUUGAAGGCCUGGCAUGAUAGCAUAGUAGUUAAAGUCCUCACCUUGAAUGCACCAGGAUCCCA
This is a messenger RNA of Ochotona princeps (American pika), 852 nucleotides long. RefSeq lists its product as uncharacterized. The coding region runs from base 1 to 774 and encodes 257 amino acids. Lineage: Eukaryota; Metazoa; Chordata; Mammalia; Lagomorpha; Ochotonidae. The transcript is spliced from 5 exons. Gene Ontology annotation, biological process: positive regulation of transcription by RNA polymerase II. Gene Ontology annotation, cellular component: Cul4-RING E3 ubiquitin ligase complex; cytoplasm. The record is from RefSeq and is a predicted model, not a curated record. Gene Ontology annotation, molecular function: protein binding.